Messenger RNA from Endocarpon pusillum Z07020, 1704 nucleotides. RefSeq lists its product as uncharacterized. The transcript has 9 exons. The record is from RefSeq and is a predicted model, not a curated record. NCBI's taxonomy places the organism in Eukaryota, Fungi, Ascomycota, Eurotiomycetes, Verrucariales, Verrucariaceae. Gene Ontology annotation, biological process: transmembrane transport. Gene Ontology annotation, molecular function: transmembrane transporter activity. Bases 1 to 1704 code for a protein of 567 amino acids.
AUGGCAUUAUCAACAACGGCCACCUCUACAUCGCGGGAGCAUUCCCUUGAGCAGGCAGACCCAGUCAGGCAGCAGGAACACUCUACAGCUCCAUCAAACGACUCUUCACAGAAAUAUACCCAUGAUGUCAAGCAACAGCCAACUGAUCAAGUCUCAACUGAGGAAGAGCACAAAUGGGUUACUGGCGUCCCGCUCAUCACCAUCAUGGGUGCUAUAUGCCUCGUGUGUUUUCUCAUGUUGCUGGACAUAUCUAUCAUUGUUACGGCCAUUCCCCAGAUUACGAGCGACUUCAGCUCACUUCAGGAUGUGGGUUGGUAUGGUAGUGCUUUCCAGCUGGCAAGCGCCGCUCUUCUCCCCCUGACGGGAAGCUUGUACGUCAACUUCGACUCCAAGUGGACUUUCCUUGCCUUUUUCGCCGUCUUCGAAUUGGGCUCCCUCCUCUGCGGCGUGGCUACAUCCUCGGAAAUGUUGAUUGUGGGGCGAGCAGUGGCAGGAAUGGGAACUUCGGGCAUUCAGAACGGUGCUUUCACCAUCAUUGCUGAAUGCGUCCCCAUGCCGAAACGACCAGCUCUGAUUGGAUUUGUCAUGGGUGUUUCACAACUCGGUCUGGUCGUUGGGCCCUUGGUUGGAGGAGCAUUCACAGAGUACACGACAUGGCGGUGGUGCUUCUACAUAAAUCUGCCCAUUGGUGGCCUCGUUGCGGCAGCGCUCUUUUUCGUCAAAGUCCCUAGGCCGGUCGCAAAGCCCAAAGCCCUAACGGUUUUCCGCACACUCCCGAAAAAGCUUGAUCUCCUUGGCUUCGCAAUCUUUGCACCGGCUGCCAUCCAAUUGCUGCUCGCUCUCCAGUAUGGUGGCAAUCAGUUCGCAUGGAACAGUGCGACCAUCAUCGGACUCUUUUGCGGUGCAGGCGCCACAUUUGUUGUUUUUGUAGCGUGGGAGUACUACAAGGGUGAUGCGGCCAUGAUUCCCUUGCCGAUGCUCGGUAAGAGGACUGUGUGGGCGAGUAGCUUGGUAUAUGGUUUCUUGAUGAGCCAGAUGUUCACAACAUCUUAUUAUCUGCCGAUCUACUUCCAAGGGGUCAAGGACGUGUCUCCGACACUCAGUGGUGUUUAUCUCCUUCCGAUGAUUCUGAGUCAGCUUUUCCUUGCCAUCGGCGCCGGGACACUGGUUGGAAAGCUAGGCUACUAUCUUCCAUUCAGUCUCCUCAGCGGGGUGCUCCUAGCUAUUGGGAAUGGUCUCGUGUCUACAUUUACCCCAGGCACCUCAACAGGAAGGUGGAUUGGUUACCAGAUCCUCUUAGGAGCUGGUGGCGGGGUCGGACUGCAGAUGCCCAUCAUCGCCGUCCAAAAUACCCUCCCACCCCAGCAAAUCCCCAUCGCCAUGGCUCUGAUCAUGUUCAGCCAGACAUUUGGCGGAGCCAUGUUCCUUAGCUUUUCUGCCACGAUUUUUACCAACAGUCUGAACUCUUUGAUAGCGCAAUAUGCACCUCUGGUUGAUCCCGAGACCAUAAUUGCCGCUGGCGCGACCGGGUUCUGGAACGUCGUCUCAGGAGAUGAUCUGGCCAAUGUGUUGGUGGCUUAUGCGGAAAGUGUGGCCCGUGUAUUCUAUCUGACUGCAAGCGCAGGUGUUUGCUGCUUUGUCUUUGCGUGGGGAAUGGGCUGGAAGGAUAUUCGCAACAAGGAGAACGAGGCUUCAAAAGUCUAG